Messenger RNA from Gossypium arboreum, 1560 nucleotides. RefSeq names its product pectinesterase-like. Bases 1 to 1560 code for a protein of 519 amino acids. Gene Ontology annotation, biological process: cell wall modification. Gene Ontology annotation, molecular function: pectinesterase inhibitor activity; pectinesterase activity. The transcript has 2 exons. The record is from RefSeq and is a predicted model, not a curated record. NCBI's taxonomy places the organism in Eukaryota, Viridiplantae, Streptophyta, Magnoliopsida, Malvales, Malvaceae.
AUGUUGAGAAAAGAGAUGAUUGUCGAGGUUUCAAUCAUUCUUGUGGUGGGAGUCGCCAUUGGUGUUGUGUCUACAGUUCAUCGAAACCACAAUGAUAAUGAAACAUUAUCUCCACAAAUGAAGGCAGUGUCUAACUUUUUCUCAUUUACUCAUUAUCGAGAAUCUUACCAUAAGACUCUCAGCUCUGUUAAUAGCACUGAUCCUAAAGAGUUCAUUUCAAAGGCUAUAUUGGCAGCUGAGGAAGCAGUCAAGAAGUUUUUCAACUAUUCUGAUUCCCUAAUAGUUCAAGUUAAGAAUAACAACCUUACAAAGAUGGCCUUAAAUGAUUGUAAGGAUAUGAUGGACUAUGCCAUUGAUUCACUUCAACCAUCGUACUCUGACGUUGGUGAUAGUGAAUUGCGCAACAUUAAUGAUCACAAAAAUGAUCUUAGAACUUGGUUGAAUGUUGUUAUAUCAUACCAACAAUCAUGCUUGGAUGGUUUCGAAUACGAUAACAACAUGAAAGAAACCAUGCAAAAGGGUAUUAUCGAUGCUCAUGAACUCACAGGUAAUGCCUUGAAAAUAGUGACAAAGUUGUCGGAUAUUCUUUCCAAAUUUGGCAUCCAAUUAAAUAAUACUAACUCUCGUAGACUUCAUUCCGUUGAGAAGAAUGUAUAUCCCUCACGGUUCUCAGCUAAAGACCACCACCUUUUGGCUAGGAUUGAUAAUAGCAACUUAAAGCCAAAUGUUGUUGUGGCUAAGGAUGGCAAUGGCCAAUUCAAAACCAUUGGUGCAGCCUUAGCUGCUGCUCCAAAGAACUCCAACAUUCAACAUGUGAUUUAUAUCAAGGCUGGAAUCUAUGAUGAGUAUACCACCGUAGACAAACAAUACACCAACAUCAUGAUGUAUGGUGAUGGUCCAAGAAAAACUAUUGUCACUAGUUGCAAGGGUGUCAAAAAUGGUGGCGGAAUUACCACUUGGCAAACUGCCACUUUUUCUGCUAUUGGGAACGGGUUCAUUGCCAAAUCCAUGGGAUUCCAGAACACCGCUGGUCCUGAAAAGCACCAGGCAGUGGCUCUUCGCAUUCAAUUAGAUAAGUCAGCCUUCUUCAAUUGCAGGAUAGAUGCCUACCAAGACACCUUGUACAAUCAAGCAAAUCGUCAGUUCUUUUGCAAUUGUGUCAUCUCUGGAACCAUUGACUUCAUCUUCGGUGACUCUCCUACUGUUAUCCAGAACUCAUUGAUCAUUGUAAGGAGGCCAAUGGAUAAUCAAUUCAACACAGUGACAGCACAAGGCAAGGACUUCAUUGAUGAGAACACUGGUACUAUAAUCCAAAACUGCAAGAUCGUCCCUGAGCAAAAGCUCUUCAAUGACAGGUUCAAAAUAGCAACAUACUUGGGUAGGCCGUGGAAGAAAUUUUCUACAACUAUUAUCAUGGAAUCUACAUUAGGUGACUUCAUUAAGCCUGAAGGGUGGAUGCUUUUUGAAGGACUUGACAAAGUCAAUUAUGAAGAAACUCUUUACUAUGCUGAGUACAAAAAUCGUGGCCCUGGUGCUAACCUCAAUGCAAGGGUUAAUUAG